Messenger RNA from Pollicipes pollicipes, 5340 nucleotides. It is a transcript of the gene anne, whose product is annotated as polyamine-transporting ATPase anne boleyn. The record is from RefSeq and is a predicted model, not a curated record. Gene Ontology annotation, biological process: intracellular calcium ion homeostasis; polyamine transmembrane transport. Gene Ontology annotation, cellular component: membrane. The transcript has 21 exons. Bases 798 to 4298 code for a protein of 1166 amino acids. Lineage: Eukaryota; Metazoa; Arthropoda; Thecostraca; Pollicipedomorpha; Pollicipedidae. Gene Ontology annotation, molecular function: ATP hydrolysis activity; polyamine transmembrane transporter activity; P-type transmembrane transporter activity.
AAAUGUAUUAAGUGCUUCAAGAGCUUUUUAUGGAAGCUCCAGCAAGCCUCUGCUUACCGCUCUUGACGAUGCGAUACGUCUCUAGCAUGUGACCACACGAUACUUGUUCACAUAACCAAUUGUGCAACGGCGAUACACAACAUAAAAUCCCAAGGUCACCCCAAGGUCGUUAAAUACUGCUAGGUGUAUUCUCUUAACGGUAUACUCGCGAGCGGAAAUGCACAUCCGGGCACCACCUCUGAUCUUCGCGUGUUGUGAUCCGUCCGAGACAAGGCACCAUAGCCAACAAGCCAUCACACUCAAGGCCAAAUGCGGUAUGGAUUUUCCUAUGCGGUACGGUUUCAUUCGAAGGCCGCAAUCCCCUGCUUCUACUGCUUAUAUCUCUUAUGUUGCCUACUUCUCUUGCUCUUGCUGGGCGAAACAAUACAUACAACAAACGGCUAGGCGCCCCGUGCCCAAACUGGGUGACCUCGCCGGGGGUAUCAGCUGUCCUCUCCGUGGCCAGCCCGCGCUCUCCCCCGCCGUGUCCGCCAGUGUAGUUGCGUCGCGUCGGCCGGCCGCUCGCCGCCGCUUCGUCUCAGCUCUUCUGCGCGUGUGCGGGUGACCACGGCACCGGACCGCUAACGACACCGGACCGCACACAGCACCGGACCACACACAGCACCGGACCGCACACAGCACCAGGCCACUCCAAAGCCGGAGCUGUCCAGUAACUGAUCUUCCCAGGUGGAGAUGCAAGGAAGGCUGCAAAUGGAAAGAAACAUAAAACUACUGAUGGUGAUGAGAUAUCUGUGGCGAUGUUGGGCUUCGUCCGCAGCGUGCCGCGCACGGCGCUGGUCUGGCUGUGCAUCGUGCUGACAGCCGGCCUGCUGCGCCUCGUGUUCCACUGGCGCCGCGACUGGAUGCUGCGCUGCACGCACCGGCGCUGCCACCUGCGCGUCGCCUCCAGCGUCCUCGUCAUCGAGCGGUACAAGAAGCACACCUCUCGUUUCAUCCACCGCGUCAAGAUCCAGCGGUCGACCUCUCCUGCCGUGGGGGAGGAGGAUGCCAUCGACAUGGAGAAGCCACGCCUGUACGUGCCUGACAUGGUCUCGCGCCAGUUUAAGGCGGUCACCGAGAUCCGCUAUUUCCGACACAAGAAGCUCUGCCACGUCUGGAACGGGCCCAGCGACGCGUUCGAGCGGCUGGAGCUGUUCUUCUCGGACAUGCCGCUGGAGCGGCUGCACGAGCAGCAGCCCCUCUCAGCUGGGGAGCAGGACGGCAGGCGCGCCGUGUACGGCGGUAACAGCAUCAAUAUUCAGCUGACGCCCAUCCUGAAGGUCAUCUUUCUGGAGGUGCUGACGCCGUUCUACGUGUUCCAAAUAUGCGCCUGCAUCCUGUGGUUCGCGGACGAGUACGUGUACUACGCUUCGGCCAUCGCCGUGGCCUCGGUGGCGUCCGUCACAACAGCUGUUUACCAGCAACGCAAGAAUGAGAAGAAUCUGCGCCGCACCAUCCAGCAGACGGACGUGGUUGAGGUGGUGCGUGAGGACAACAGCACGCAGACGGUGCAGGCCGACCGGCUGGUGCCGGGUGACGUGAUUGUCGUGCCGUCCCACAACACCACCAUGUGCUGCGACGCUGUCCUGCUCGCCGGCAACGCCAUCGUCAACGAAAGCAUGCUGACUGGCGAGAGUGUACCAGUGACCAAGGUGCCGCUGCCGGCGCGGCCGGACGUGCGCUACAGCCCGCAGCAGCACGGGCGACACACGCUGUUCGCCGGCACGCUGGUCCUGCAGACGCGCUACUACAAACACGAGCGGGUUCUCGCCCUGGUGACCCGGACCGGCUUCAUGACCUCGAAAGGCGAGCUGGUGCGCUCCAUCCUGUACCCCCCGCCGGUAGACUUCAAGCUGGAGCAGGACACGUACAAGUUCGUCGGCAUGUUGGCUGCCGUGGCCGUUGUGGGCGUCAUGUACUCCACCUACACCAAGGUGAUGCGGGGUUUAGAGCCCCAGGAGGUGGCGCUGGACGUGCUGGACCUGAUCACGAUCGUGGUGCCGCCGGCGCUGCCCUACGCAAUGGCCGUCGGCAUCAUCGUGGGCGUGGAGCGGCUCUUGAAGCAGCGCGUCUUCUGCAUCUCCCCCCGUUCCAUCAAUAUCGCCGGCCUCAUCAACUACGUCUGCUUCGACAAGACGGGCACGCUGACCGAGGACGGGCUGGACAUGAAGGGCGUGGUGCGCGUGUCGGAGCCGGCCGCGCCGCCGGCGGUCGGCCCGCUGGAGGAGGUGGCCUCCCUGCCGGUGGGCCUCUUCACCACCGGCAUGGCCGCCUGUCACGGUCUCAUGCUUAUCAACAGCGAGCUCACUGGUGACCCGCUAGACCUCAAGAUGUUCGAGUCCACCGGCUGGGAACUGGAGGAGCCGGACAUGGACGAGUCGACCAAGUACGACGUGCUGGCGCCGACGGUGGUCCGGCCGCGGCGGCCGGACCUGGUGCCGGCCCACCUGCGUCUCCAGGAACUCGGCCAGGAUCCGGUGCCGUUCGAGGUGGGCCUCGUGCGCCAGUUCGUGUUCGCCUCGUCGCUGCAGCGCAUGUCCGUGCUGACGCGCCGCCUCGGAGCCAAGCAGAUGGAGCUGUUCUGCAAGGGCUCGCCGGAGAUGAUCAUCUCCCUGUCCGACCCAGCCACCGUGCCGGCCGACAUUCACCCGGUGCUCGACGGCCACACGCAGCGCGGCUUCCGCGUGCUGGCGCUGGCGCACCGGGCGCUGCCGCGGCUGACGUACGCGCGCGCGCAGCGCAUCGCGCGCGAGGAGGUGGAGCGCGAGCUGACGUUCCUCGGCCUCAUGGUCUUUGAGAACCGGCUGAAGGCCGAAUCACGACCGGUACUGCGUGACCUAGCCGAGGCCAACAUCAAGACCAUCAUGGUGACAGGCGACAACAUGCUGACGGCGCUGUCGGUGGCGCACGACUGCGGCCUGCUGCCGGCCGGCGCGCCCGUCGUCUCCGUGUCGGUGGAGCCGACCUCCGGGUGCGGCCCGCGGCUGGCCUACCGGCGGCUCGAGCAGACGGCGCCGCCGGCCGCCGCCGGCCACGCGGCGGUCGACGUCGACGCCGGCGCCGACUGCCGUCUGGCGGUGACCGGGCCCGACUUCGACGCCAUCUGUCGCCACUUCCGCGAACUGCUGCCGCGUCUGACCGUCCGCGGGGCCGUGUUCGCGCGCAUGCGACCCGACCAGAAGCAGCACCUGGUGGAGUGUAUCAAGGAGCUGGGUUACUACGUCGGUAUGUGCGGUGACGGUGCCAACGACUGCGGCGCGCUGAAGGCGGCGCACACGGGCGUCUCUCUGUCGGAGGCCGAGGCGAGCGUGGCCUCGCCCUUCACCUCCCAGGAGACCAACAUUAGCUGCGUGCCGACCAUCAUCCGCGAGGGCCGCUCGGCGCUUGUCACCUCCUUCGGCAUCUUCAAGUACAUGGCCGCCUACAGCCUGACGCAGUUCAUCUCGGUCCUCAUUCUCUAUGAGAAGGAUAACAGCCUGACCGACUUCCAGUUUCUGUACAUCGACUUCUUCAUCAUUACCAUGUUCGCCGGCGUGUUCGGCAUGACGAAGGCGUAUCCCGGCCCGCUGUCGAAGCGCCUGCCCACGGCCAGGCUCGUGUCAGUCGCGCCCAUACUGUCGCUGGCGCUGCAGGUGUCGCUGGUGGCGCUGAUACAGCUGCUCGUCUACUGGAACGUGCAGCAGCAGCCCUGGUUCGUGCCGUACGUGCCGACCAAGAGCGACGAGGAUGACAACUUCUGGAGCCACGAGAACUUUGCCGUCUACUGCACCUCCUCCUUCCAGUACAUCCUGCUGGCGGUGGUGUUCAGCCGCGGCCCGCCGUUCCGGCGCCGGCUCUACACCAACCCCUACUUCUCGGCGGCCAUUGCGCUCAACGUGGCCUUCUGCGCAUGGUGCGUGGCCGCGCCCAUGGCCUGGAUGAGCUCGUGGCUGGAACUGCGGGCGCCGCCGUCCCUGCAGUGGCGGCUGCUGCUGCUGGGCGUGGCGGUUGGACACGCGGUGCUCGCCCUCCUGCUGGAGCACGGCCUGGUGGAGGCGCUGGUCCAGGAGCGGCUGCUACCCAGAUUGCGGCGUCUGCAGUCGUCCCAGCCGGCGCAUGUACUUGUGACGGCUCAGCUGGCGGCCGAGGGUGCCGCCUGGCCGCCGCUGGCCGACGGUGGCCGUCAGCUGUCCGCCGGCGAGCUGCUCAAGGACCACGCGCCCCGCAACGGUGCCCCCAUGACGAUAUUGCGCCGAGGGCACUGCACGGCCUCUGUUUGACUCCCGCCCGCUGCUGUUGCCUCGGGAGGGGUCACCGUGGCUUCGAUGACCGUGGUCACCGUGGAGUGGUCACCUUGGCGCCGACUCCGCCGACAUCACUCCGGGCUGGCCAGGCCGCCCGACUCGUCGCGUCGCCGAUGUGACGUCACUCGUCACCCUGUGACGUCACGCCUCGUCACCGACCGACAUCUGAUAUGUAAUCCGCCGUCCCGGUGUCACGAUUGCCUAGUCAGAUGCCAGUUACACUGUUCUCUGCGUGUGCUGCGUUGCGCGGCCGUCCCCUCAACGAGCAGUUCGCGCGUUUGCUGCAGUGUGGCGCUGGGAUCGCGCUUGUCAGUUUUGCUACCGAUUUUUAGCGGCAGCUUUGUGGCGUGGCGCUGCUCGGAACGCGUUAGUAUAGAGGAGGGACUGGAUCGCGCCGAUAACCCCUGUCUGCCCCUCGCGACCGGCAGCGCCACCCCGGCGGCGGUGGUCGUCGCCCUGCCAGCCGUAUCAAUCAGCCGGUGACGCUACCGGCGUCUGUUGUGCUGCGCUCACCGCUUUAUUCGAGUUUUGUUACGUUUACCGGGCUUUGGGCGUGUGUAAUAGCUAUUGCGGCGCGGCGCAUCAAUGCGACGGUGCUUAUUAACACGUGAGUGGCGUGAAGUGGCAGCUUCAAGCGUGCACGGGCGGGGCCUGACGGGGCGGGCCACUGCGCCGCCGGGAACCUGCCGGGGCAGGUCGUCUGCCCCUGGCAGUGCGGGCUGUCACCCCGGGCGGUGCGAGCCGUCACCCCGGGCGGUGCGGGCCGUCACCCCGGGCGGUGCGGGCCGUCACCCCGGGCGGUGCGGGCCGUCACCCCUGGCGGGGCGGGCCACUCCGCCGCCGGGAGCCUGCCGGGGCAGGUCGUCUGCCCCUGGCAGUACGGGCUGUAACCCCGGGUGGUGCGGCCGGACGACUGAUACCUGCCCUGAUGUGCCGCUGUCCGGCGUCAGCGUGUGUGGCUGUGGCUGGCGCCAAGACGACGUCCUAAGGAUCUGAAUACAGCACUUGGCGGACGUCA